CGUCCUUCGUCUUGACUUGCAUCUUGCUCCCAUUCUGUCUCGCAUCUUGCUCUCCAUCUCGCAUUGCGUCCUGCCUUGCAUCCUGCUCUCCAUCUCGCUGCAUCGCCCGCCCAGGCCCCUUCUCCCCACCCGCAUCUUGUCCUCGUUCCCUGGCCUCUCCGUCUCCCUGCCCUCCAGCCCGCCUUGGAUCCGCCGCAGCCCGCCAGAACGCUCUUCCGUCACAAACCACAUCGCCGCGAUUGACUGCUCGCCAGCGAGACAUCCAUCCAAGCGAUAUUAUCUUGUCACAGCAUCACACCACACCACACUUCGCCGUAUCGUAUCUGUAUCUAGUGCCUGUCGCCCAGUUCACCACCCGCCACCAUGUCCACCGGAUCCCGCAAUUCGCUGUCUCUCCGCCAGCGCCUCAAGGUCCUGACCCAGGAAAACACCGAUCUGCAGCAAAAAUACGACCAGCUCUUUUCCGAAAAGGAGUUGGUCGAGCAGCAGCUCGAGACCUCCAAGCGCACGCCCUCGCUCAGCGCGCACUCCAGCUCGGAGACCCUGCGUGAGAGCGAGAGCAUCCGGCGAUGUUCUUCCCCAGACGGGCUCUCAGAUGUCCAUAAGGAAAACAACCAGCUCCGUGAGCGUCUGGCCGAGCUCCAGUGCCUCAGCGACUCGCUCCGUGCCGACCUCGAAGCUAAGGAUACCCGGGUUCUUUCGCUCGAAAACGAACGCGAUCUCGUCUUGCGGCGCUUUCACGCAAAAUGGGACAAGCUCCGGACUGUCCUGCAGCUGGCCGACCAGCAGUCCAACCAGCAGUCCAAUCCGUCCGUCCAUGACGAUGCAUCCGAUUCUGCCAGCAUCGAGGCACAGAUUGAGCAGCAGGCAAAGUCCGUCAGCAGCGCGCACCAACGGCUGCGGGAGCUUGAGGUCCAAGUUGAAUCUCUGCAGCUCGAGAACCAGCGCAAGGAUGAGCAGAUCGAGUCCUUGAAGGCCGACAAUCAGUGCAAGACCGAGGAGAUCGAGCGGCUCUCGGAGACCACCAAGGACUCCCAGUGCAGCAUUUCCGCGGAGCUCUCUCGAGUCAAGGCUGCGCUUGCCCAUGUGCAAAACGAGCUGUGCAACUCCAAGGACACAGUCAUCCAGAGCCAGCUCAAAAUCCGAGAACACGAAAGUCGCCAAAUCGCGCUGCAGAGCCUGAUCGAUGCAAAAACCAAGCAGCUGGUCUUUUCGUCCAUCGAGCAUGCGGCUUUGCAGAAGAAGCACGCCGAGCUCACGCACCGUUCCCGCGAGGAGCGCGAGCGGCUCGAGAAUCUCGUCCAAGACCUCUCUACUACUCUCGAUGCCAGAGACACGCAAGUUGGAGAGCUGCAGACUGCAGUUGAUCGUCUGGAGGCCCAUCUCGCCGAUCUGUUCAAGCACUCGGUCAGCACAGCCUUCCGAAAGAGCUUUGUCACCUCGGAUAUCCACAAACUCGAGCAAACUCACUGGGUGCCGGAUUCCGACGUUUCGUCGUGUCAGAUGAGUGGAUGUGACAAAUCCUUUGGCGUUUGGACCAGAAAGCACCAUUGUCGAAGAUGCGGCAACGUCUUUUGCUCGGGCCAUCUGUCCAACAAGGCCAAGUUGUCGGUGGCCACCCGCGACUUCCAUCCCGAAGGACUCGAGACCAAAGUUUGCGAUAGCUGUUUUUCCAAGUGCAAGCUCUCAGCCGCGCUGACGCACAUUUCACUCGAGUCUGUCGUCUAAGCCCGGCCGGCACAGUCACGAGGCUGCUGGCUGCCUUCAUAUAUCUGGUCGAUGAUGUGUCCAGACCUGAUCUCGCUGUUCUUUCCAAAAUCUCUGUGCAAUCCGCCGGCUUUCAGUAACAUUUCAGUAGCGUUUCAGUAGUGUUUCAGUAAUCCUUUAGUAGCAUAUCGGUUUCUUCUUUCUUUGCUCUUUUGACUUGCCGUGAGUGCAGUGCCUUCGCUCCAUGUCUUGCUUCCCUCGUUUGCCCCUC
Polychytrium aggregatum is the source of this 1978-nucleotide messenger RNA. RefSeq lists its product as uncharacterized. The coding region runs from base 364 to 1728 and encodes 454 amino acids. Gene Ontology annotation, molecular function: metal ion binding. The record is from RefSeq and is a predicted model, not a curated record. The transcript is spliced from 7 exons. Lineage: Eukaryota; Fungi; Chytridiomycota; Chytridiomycetes; Polychytriales.